UUUCUUUCUCCCUCCCUCCCCGAUUCCUCCCCUUCCUUCUGCCCUCAUCCCCUCUACCCCGAUCUCCGCCUCGGAGCUCUCUCAUCCCCCCACCUCCUCCCCUUCUCCUCGCUCGAAUCCUCGCCAUGCGCUUCUUGUAUUGAUUGAUGACUCACGCAAAGCGGCCCUUCUCCAGCGGCGGCGGCAGCACCACCCACGGCAGCAGCUCAUCCGGCGGACUCAUCGGAAGACCCCUCUCCCCCUCCGCCGCCUCCUCCUCCUCCAUGAAGAAGGCCAAGUGCCAGCCGCCCUCCGCCGCCGCCGCCGCCGCCGCCGUCGAGAGGGAGAAGAAUGGUCUCCAUCUCCAUCCCACUCGCUUCGACCCCGCCACCGCCCAGCCGGCGGAGGAGGAGGAUUCCAUGCUCGUGGACCAGGACGACCUCAAGGCCGGCGCAUCCACUGACAUCACCACCACCGGCGUCGCCGCCAACCUGUCGAGGAAGAAGGCCACCCCUCCCCAGCCAUCGGCUAAGAAGCAGCUUGUGAUCAAGCUCGUUAAAGGUAAGCCAACUCUGCCAAAAAAUUUUGAAGAGGAUACAUGGGCAACUUUGAAGUCUGCUAUUACAGCUAUAUUUUUGAAGCAGCCAGAUCCAUGUGACUCUGAAAAGCUUUAUCAGGCUGUCAGUGAUCUUUGUCUACACAAGAUGGGAGGAAAUCUUUAUCAACGUAUACAGAAGGAAUGUGAAGUACAUAUUUCGGCAACACUAUCCUCAUUGGUCGGCCAGAGCCCUGACUUGGUUGUAUUUUUAUCAUUAGUAGAAAAAUGCUGGCAGGAUUUUUGUGACCAGAUGUUGAUGAUACGUGGUAUUGCCUUAUAUCUUGAUAGAACUUAUGUCAAGCAAACCCCAAAUGUUCGGUCAUUGUGGGACAUGGGGUUGCAAUUGUUUCGGAAGCAUCUCUCUUUAUGUUCUGAAGUUGAACACAAGAUUGUCACUGGCCUUUUGAGGUUAAUUGAGAGGGAGAGACUAGGUGAAGCUAUUGAUAGGACAGUACUCAGUCAUCUUUUAAAGAUGUUUACGGCUCUUGGAAUUUACACAGAAAGCUUUGAAAAGCCCUUUCUGGAAUGCACUUCUGAGUUUUACGCUGCUGAAGGUGUGAAAUAUAUGCAACAAUCAGAUGUUCCAGACUAUUUGAAGCAUGUGGAGUCAAGGCUACACGAGGAACAUGAAAGAUGCUUGCUCUACUUAGAUGCAAAUACAAGGAAGCCCCUUGUAGCAACUGCUGAAAAACAACUCCUGGAACGACACACAUCUGCAAUUCUUGACAAGGGAUUUACAAUGCUCAUGGAAGCGAAUCGAGUCAAGGACCUUCAAAGAAUGUACAUGCUCUUUCAGAGGGUUAAUGCUCUGGAGCUGUUAAGACAAGCUCUUAGCUCGUAUAUUCGGGGUACUGGGCAAGGUAUUAUUAUGGAUGAAGAGAAAGACAAAGAUUUGGUUUCCUAUCUUUUAGAGUUUAAAGCAUCUCUUGAUACAAUUUGGGAAGAAAGUUUCUUCAGAAAUGAAGCUUUUUCAAAUACCAUAAAGGAUUCAUUUGAGCAUCUCAUUAACCUUCGUCAGAAUAGACCAGCUGAACUGAUCGCAAAAUUUCUGGAUGAGAAGCUUCGUGCUGGAAACAAGGGUACAUCCGAAGAAGAGUUGGAGGGUACACUUGAUAAAGUGUUGGUUUUGUUUAGGUUUAUUCAAGGAAAAGAUGUCUUUGAGGCAUUCUAUAAAAAGGAUCUUGCAAAAAGAUUAUUGUUGGGCAAGAGUGCAUCAAUUGAUGCUGAAAAGUCAAUGAUUUCUAAGCUCAAAACUGAGUGUGGAAGUCAAUUCACAAAUAAACUUGAAGGAAUGUUCAAGGACAUCGAGUUAUCGAAAGAGAUUAAUGAUUCUUUUAAGCAAUCAUCUCAAGCCAGGACAAAACUUCCAACUGGUAUUGAGAUGAGUGUUCAUGUCCUUACGACCGGGUAUUGGCCAACAUAUCCUCCGAUGGAUGUUCGGCUUCCACAUGAACUGAAUGUUUAUCAGGAUAUAUUUAAGGAGUUCUAUUUGAGUAAGUACAGUGGGAGGCGCUUGAUGUGGCAAAAUUCAUUAGGUCAAUGUGUUUUAAAAGCAGAAUUUCCAAAAGGCAAAAAGGAAUUGGCAGUGUCAUUAUUCCAGACUGUUGUAUUAAUGCUGUUCAAUGACACUCAAAAGCUCAGUUUCCAAGAUAUUAAAGACUCAACCGGCAUUGAUGAUAAAGAACUGAGAAGGACUUUGCAGUCACUUGCAUGUGGCAAAGUCCGAGUUCUCCAAAAGAUCCCUAAAGGAAGGGAAGUAGAGGAUGAUGAUGCAUUUGUAUUUAAUGAAGAAUUCAGUGCUCCUCUCUACCGCAUUAAGGUGAAUGCAAUUCAAAUGAAGGAGACAGUGGAAGAGAACACCAGCACCACUGAAAGGGUAUUCCAAGACCGUCAAUAUCAGCUGCCAUCACUUACUAAUUGCAUGACCAAGCUUUCUUGUGCAAAUGACGGGUGGAAGUCUAAAUAUGUAGAUGUGGCCUUGAGAAUUUCCAUUGUCCUUUGUUUUUUUUUUCUGAAUUCAUUUCAGGUUGAUGCGGCUAUCGUCCGCAUCAUGAAGACAAGAAAAGUACUAAGCCACACGCUUCUAAUAACUGAGCUCUUUCAGCAGCUCAAAUUUCCUAUAAAACCAGCAGACUUGAAGAAAAGGAUAGAGAGCCUCAUUGAUAGGGAAUACCUGGAGCGGGACAAGAACAAUCCUCAGAUCUACAAUUACCUGGCUUGACCCCCUUUGCACCCUAAAGUAAACCUCUUCUGGCAGCAAAUCAGGGAGCUGCCUCCCUCCCAAGGUCAUGCUUUUGUUUGAGGGGGUGGGGGGGGUGCGCUGGUUUUAGCAAUCUCUUGAUGUCAACCAUGUACAGGAAACUCUAGCCAUCUUUUUCCUUUUGUUCCAAGUAACACCUCGGUAAAGUAUCAAGUUCCACUUCUGUUUCUUCUUGUUGUGGAAGUAAUCAAUUGUAAUUUUUUUCGAAAAAGUGCUUCCCAUGUGUUGCAGCAAUAUCCAUACAUCCUGUUCUUGAUAAAGAUGAAAACCUGCUGACGAUGCUUUUAUUUGCUUCCAAAGAGAACACAGAGAAACCUAGUCUGUAUAUUUCAACUA
Phoenix dactylifera (date palm) is the source of this 3173-nucleotide messenger RNA. NCBI's taxonomy places the organism in Eukaryota, Viridiplantae, Streptophyta, Magnoliopsida, Arecales, Arecaceae. The record is from RefSeq and is a predicted model, not a curated record.